This is a messenger RNA of Lactuca virosa, 279 nucleotides long. The record is from the annotation of a GenBank genome assembly. Lineage: Eukaryota; Viridiplantae; Streptophyta; Magnoliopsida; Asterales; Asteraceae.
AUGGACGCCAAAAAGCAGCAGCCGGAAGGGCAGAAAACAGAAGGUUUGCCUGUGCAAGACAGUCCGUACACGCAAUACAAAGAUUUGGAAGACUACAAAAUGCAAGGAUACGGUGCUCACGGCCACCAACAACCGGAGCCUGGCCGUGGAGCAGCCGCCUCCACUGACGCCCCCACGUCCGGCAGUGGCAGGCUUCCGUCUCAAUCUAACAAGGGUAAUGAUCCUGCCACCACCACCACUACAACAACUGAUACAGUCAACCAAUACGGCGUACCUUGA